GUAUCCUUAUUUUUCGGCUUAUAAAGCAGCUCGCCUAUGGUGAAAAUUCGGCUCUAUCUAAACGUUCUCGAGUCACUGCCUGGUUGAAAAUUGUAUGCUACCAACGAAUAUGAGUACUGAAGCAGUUUUUCUGAAACCACGUGCACCAUUCAAACUGGCUGCCUUCAACGUUCGCACACUUAUGCAGGUCGGACAACAGAUGGAGUUGGCUAUGUCUUUGGAAAGUCUUAAUAUUGAUGUGUGUUGUUUAUCCGAAACCCUUAUUCAAGACUCUGGUGAAGUACUACAAGUUCGCUCUCCAUUUGUCGCUUCAAAAAGCUUGUUUUGCGUGCAUUUAUUCGGGGACCCUGUGGCAUCUUCCUCUGGUCUUGCUGGCGUUGGUGUCGCACUAAGCGCUAGAGCUGAGGCAGCACUGGUUCCUUACAACUCAUUGUAGCCCGUCGGUCUACUCCGGGUGACCGUGAGUUUGGCCACAUACAAAGGAUGUUACGUAAUGAAAUCGGG
This is a messenger RNA of Schistosoma spindalis, 504 nucleotides long. Lineage: Eukaryota; Metazoa; Platyhelminthes; Trematoda; Strigeidida; Schistosomatidae. The record is from the annotation of a GenBank genome assembly.